AUGCAAACUGACAAGUCUCGACAAGAGAAAUUUAUCGAGGUCAGUAUAGAUGAGGGCGAAAGAGGGCUCGGAAGCAGAUCAAGCACGAUCGCGUCGGUAUCUCUGGUGGUAAACAAGCUUCCCUGGUACAGAAGCAAGAGAAACGUGGUUCCGCUGCUUUGCUUCUUCAGUGUGUUUGUAAUGUAUAUUGUACGCUUCAGCUUUUCGCAGGCCUCUAUCCCGAUGGCACAGGUAUACCAUUGGUCUCAGUUCGAACUUUCGCUAAUUGUCUCUUCAUUCUACGCUGGCUAUCUUCCAUCGCAAAUCUUCGGGGCGUGUGCCAGCAAGGCUUGGGGCGGAAAGCCUGUCGUUGCUGUUGGUUUGCUUCUUUCAUGUUUUGGAUCAAUUUGUAUUCCAAUUUUGGCAAACCACUAUUUUUUGGUGCUAGCGCUUAGGGUUCUCAUGGGAAUCGGGCAGGGAUGCAUGUAUCCUGCCAUGUGCGAGCUACUUUCCCAAUGGGUCAUCCCUCCUGAAAAGGCCUUAUGGCUAAAUUUUUCAUGGUCUGGAGGACAGGCUGGAACCAUUUUUUGCCUUGGCAUUUAUCCCCUGCUAGAAGAGACUUUUGGAUGGAAGUUUCCAUUUUUUGCGUUUGGAAUGAUUGGCGUGGUUUGGUUCUACUUUUGGAGCUCGCACGUGUGGGAGACGCCGCAAAAGCAUCCAUCUCUUUCUGCCCAAGAAAAACUCAUUUUAGAAGCAUACCCGCCAAGAGGAAAUGCCAUCAAGGGGGCCUCUGAGCAGCAGUCCAAGGCAAUACCAUGGCUGGCCAUCAUAUCCUCUUGGCAAAUAUAUCCUGUGGUGCUGAUUUAUUUUGGGUACAAUUGGCCAUUCUACCUGAUGAUAAAUUCGCUUCCAACUUAUUUGCAAACGGUUUUGGGAUUCAAAUCCUCUAAGCAGGGGCUUCUUUCUAUGCUUCCAUAUAUUUUUCUUUGGAUUUCUCUGAUCUCAUCUGGGAUGUUUUCGGACUGGCUGGUUAAGAAAAAGAAAGUCCCGAUUUGGCUCCAGAGAAAAGGAAUGGUUUUUCUGGGACUGUUUCCCUCCGCCAUCGUUUUACUCUUUUUGUCCCAUUUUUCUUCUUCUGUAUUUUGGACCUUGGCUGCAAUUAAUUUUUCCAUUGCAAUGCCAGGGAUCUCGAUGAGUGGAUUUUCGCCCGCUGCUUUUGAUUUAUCUUCCGAAUAUGCCGGGGCAAUUACAUCCAUUUGCAAUGUGUUUGGAUCGCUAUCUGGGAUCAUAUGCCCAAUAGUUACGGGAAUCAUUCUUGACCAGGCUAAUUGCAGUGCUGGACGUGACGAAAAUCCAACUGCAUCUCUUGCAUGCAAACAUGCGUGGUUCACUGCAUUUGCAAUAGGCGGUGGCGUGUACAUUGCCGUUACUUUAAUUUGGGUUUUAUUUGCAUCUUUUAAAUCAAUUUCUUUUUCUCAUGGAAAACCAUGCAAACACUAG
Mitosporidium daphniae is the source of this 1479-nucleotide messenger RNA. RefSeq lists its product as uncharacterized. Bases 1 to 1479 code for a protein of 492 amino acids. Gene Ontology annotation, biological process: transmembrane transport. The transcript has a single exon. Gene Ontology annotation, molecular function: transmembrane transporter activity. The record is from RefSeq and is a predicted model, not a curated record. NCBI's taxonomy places the organism in Eukaryota, Fungi, Microsporidia.